AUGGCGAAUCCCGAGAAUGCACUCCCUGUUGGCGAGGAGAACAUUAAGACCAAUAUUGUCACACUCUCCCGAUUCCUGACUGAAGAACAAACAAAAUACCCUGAAGCCUCGGGUGACCUCACCCUGCUGUGCCACGCACUCCAAUUCUCGUUUAAGUCGAUCGCCUACUACAUCCGCCGUGCCUCGUUGAUCAAUCUGACCGGUCUGGCCGGUUCCUCCAACAUAACUGGUGAUGAUCAGAAGAAGCUUGACGUUAUCGGCAAUGACAUCUUUAUAUCCGCCAUGCGCGGCUCCGGGAAGUGUCGAAUCCUUGUAUUUUUGGCUCCACGCCGAUGUCUCAUGGUGCCGGUAAUGCGUUUCCCCAACGGACAUUUGUAG
Messenger RNA from Penicillium roqueforti, 378 nucleotides. RefSeq lists its product as uncharacterized. Gene Ontology annotation, molecular function: fructose 1,6-bisphosphate 1-phosphatase activity. The coding region runs from base 1 to 378 and encodes 125 amino acids. The record is from RefSeq and is a predicted model, not a curated record. The transcript has a single exon. Lineage: Eukaryota; Fungi; Ascomycota; Eurotiomycetes; Eurotiales; Aspergillaceae. Gene Ontology annotation, cellular component: cytoplasm; cytosol. Gene Ontology annotation, biological process: fructose 6-phosphate metabolic process; fructose metabolic process; gluconeogenesis.